Molecule: messenger RNA, 798 nt
Organism: Dichotomopilus funicola
Lineage: Eukaryota; Fungi; Ascomycota; Sordariomycetes; Sordariales; Chaetomiaceae
Product: glycosyl hydrolase family 61-domain-containing protein
Exons: 5
Coding region: 1-798 (265 amino acids)
Source: RefSeq, a predicted model, not a curated record
AUGAAGCUCUUCCAAGCAGCCCUAACAGGGGCAUUGUUGGCAUCACCAGCCUUCGCUCACCAAAUAGCAGGCAUCCUCCUCGUCAACAACACCGCCUCGCCCGAAUGGAAAUACGUCCGCAACGUCUUCUCCGAGUUCUACAACCCCCCCGGCGCCUACCCCGACGGCAGCCAAUUCCCCAAAACGCCCCCCCUCAUGGACAUCACCAACCCCAACAUCACCUGCGGCCGGGCAGCCUUCGAUUCCGCGCCCACCACCGAAACCGCCGAUGUCCUGGCCGGUAGUGAAAUUGGCUUCCGCGUGUCGUGGGAUGGGAACGGCCCGGGGGGAGUGUUCUGGCAUCCUGGGCCUGGGCAGGUGUAUAUCUCGCAGGUGCCGGGGGAGGUGGAGGGUGGGUUGGGGGGGUUCCAUGGGAAGGAGGGGGAGUGGUUUAAGAUUGCGUAUGCGGGGCCGGUGAGUAAUAGGGAGUGGACUUUGUGGGGGGCGCAUGAUUUCAACUUCACCAUCCCGGCCACCACACCCCCAGGUGCGUACCUUAUGCGUCUUGAGCAAUGGCUGCCGACCAAGAUGUACAACUACAGCCAAUGGUAUGUCAACUGCGCACAUAUCAACGUGAUCGGCCCGGGUGGGGGCACGCCGACGGGGUUUGCCAAGUUCCCGGGGACAUACACUGUUGAUUCGCCGGGUUUGCAAAUCCCUGAAAACCAGGUUGUGGACGGUGGAUGGGUGCCGGAUGAUCAGCUGCGGCUGUUGGAGUAUCAGGCGCCCGGGCCGGAUGUGUGGACGGGUGAGGCGUGA